UUUACUUGCUCAUGUAACCCCGGUAAUAGAGUUCAGUGAGCUGUCCGUCGGUAUCCCAUGAUCCGGUAUGACUAUACACCUGGCCUGGGACUAUCGGGACCACUCGACGCCUGUCUAUGAUGCAAAGCGCCCAGUGUCUCAGGAUGCUGACUGCAGGGUGCCGGCUCCAGAGAACAUGUGUCCGCCACAUCCAGGCCCAAGUGCAGGCCUUUUUGGGCAAAGUCAGAGCUGAUGAAAGACCCUUGCUUGUGACGUUGGUGAAAACUGAUGCCCAAGCACUGCCGCUCAGCGUUCCACAGGCUAUGAAGGUCCUGCGGCUGGAUAUAUGUCGCAGGAUAUUUUGCGAUUUGAAGGAUGUAAAUCACGUGCAGCUCUGGGGAUUUUACAACGCAUCACCAAAGACAGGGGACCUGGAAUCUGAUUUUUGGAUGAGCCUGAGGAGCGUGGGUGUCCCAAAGCCACCAACUGUGUUCAGGAAUAAGCAGCUGGAACUGCUGGAGGACAGACUGGCUGACGGAGCGUCGCUGGUGGUGGACGUGUCGGAGCCAGCGGGCGCGGCGGCCGCCUCGAGUCAGACGCUCAGAGACUAUCUGCAGACGCAGCGGGCCGAGCUGCUGCGGCUCUCCGCGCUACUGGAGACCGAUGGUAGCACAGAACAAGCCGAAGGAGCGAUGCGGUUCUACCAGCAAUUUUUGUUCUCUGUAGAAACUCGUGUUGCUGGAAUUCUGGAGUGUCCUAGUGCACAACCGGAGUCGGACCUCAGUAUUCUCCAGGUGUUAUCAGAGGAAGAAGCGAGGUACCACAGGCAUCUGAACAGGUUCGAGACCCGGCUGGCGCUGGACGUGCUGUGGGAGACGAUGCUGCUGGUGAGGCGACACGUGGAGUCGGCGGGUGACGCCGUCCCGGCCGCGGCGCUCCUGGCUGCCAGUCACCGUCUCAUCGGCCACUUGGAACGGCUGGGAGUUCCACUCCAUUGUCAGGCGGCCGAGCCGGCGGCCGACGGUCGUCUGUCGGCCGUGGUGGACGCCGCCGCAGAGUUCCGCCGCGCCGUGCGCAGCUACGCGCUGCAGGACAGGAAGCAGCGCGCCGAGCUGAUGACCGCCUGCGACGCCGUGCGCGACCAGCUGCUCAAGGCCGGCAUCAAACUGCAGGAUAAGAAGAACCAGGUGUCGUGGCUGUGGGCGCAAAACAAGUGAUUAUGUAAAGGACAACUGUAUUGAGUAAUGUGUCUCUUGGCUUCAUGCUUUCAUUGUUUUAAAUAAACAGAUAAAGUGGCACAUAAAAAA
Messenger RNA from Amphibalanus amphitrite, 1286 nucleotides. RefSeq lists its product as uncharacterized. The record is from RefSeq and is a predicted model, not a curated record. NCBI's taxonomy places the organism in Eukaryota, Metazoa, Arthropoda, Thecostraca, Balanomorpha, Balanidae. The transcript is spliced from 10 exons. Bases 117 to 1196 code for a protein of 359 amino acids. Gene Ontology annotation, biological process: tRNA aminoacylation for protein translation. Gene Ontology annotation, molecular function: aminoacyl-tRNA ligase activity; ATP binding.